CCAACCUGUCGCUGGUCGCGACGACGACGAGAACCCAACCGCAUUACCGGAAACCCUAAUUCGAGGCAGCAAUCCACCUCGUUUCUUUCUGGAUCAUGGCCUCCCCGAAGCUAAUCCUAGUUUUCCCCUUCUUCCUCCACUCACCCGAAAACCCUAUCCCUAGAAUAAUACAGAGGGGAGCAGGAUCCAUUUCUCGUUCGCUUCCUCGAAUUCAAUACGAAUCCGGUGGCUAAGGGGCUCUAGAUUUAGGUUUUGGAAAGAGAGCGAGGGAGGACGAGGGUAUUGGCGAUGCGGAAAGCUGCAGGGCACAACCGAGUGGCCGGCGUGGAGGAGGUCGGCCCGGCGCCGCUGGUGGCGGUGGCGAUCGAUGACGAUAGGAAUAGCCAGCACGCCAUAAAAUGGGCUGCAGAUCAUAUCUUGACGAUGGGGCAGAUCUUCUAUCUCCUCCAUGUCCGCCGGAAUUUCCCCAGCACCCAGACUCCAAUUGGACAGCAGUUUUCGAUGUCGAAAGCAGACGAUGAUGUUGCAUCUGCCUCUGUUGAACAAAUGGACUGUCAAACUAAAGAAAUACUUCUUCCUUUUCAAUGUUUCUGCAGCAAAAGAGGGUUGCAGUGCAAGGAAGUUAUUUUGGAUGAUGUUGAUGUGCCAAAGGCAAUUGUUGAUUUUAUCACAAACCGGGUCAUUCACAAACUAAUUUUGGGAGCAUCAUCUAGGAAUGCAUUGAUUAGACCUUUUAAGCCAGCAGACGUGCCUACCAUUGUUUCUAAGACAGCACCAAACUAUUGCUCUGUAUAUGUUAUAUCAAAGGGGAAGCUGUCUUCAACUAGGCCCGCUACUUGCCCAAUAACAUGGCAAUCAGCUUGCCAGUUUGAAACUGACACUGCCAAAAAUCAAUUCCAAUCGAUCAAAAGUGAACCGAGUGCCAGGGACCAUAAUAGAGCACCUGCAAGGUUUCAUUCUUCUGUGUUUGGUUAUGAUCGUGAUAAUGGGUCAUUUCAAAGGAGCUAUGAAGCCAGCAUCAGGGAAAAGAUCAGUAGGGACAGCCAUGCAGGAGCUCAUCUUGACUUUUCAUAUCAGAGUGUCGCUUCAUGUCCCAGCCCAAGUAGGACAAGUACUUACCAAUCAAACAAUUAUGUUCCUCGGGGAUUUCAUCAUAUCGGGGACCACCAUUCUUUUAUGUCUAAUGCACGCAGUGAAUAUAGUUUCUACAAUUUCCAUGAUGAGCAACAGAAAAGCUUGGAGUUAAACAAGAGCAGUGGUGCCUAUUCGUCAAGUGGUUCAGGACCCAGUGGAUAUGAGCCUUUAUCUUGGAUCUUGAAGGAGGAAUCUACUUCUCUGUAUAACUAUUCAGUGGCAAAUUGUGGCAAGGCUGAUGGAGUCCUGAGAAUGGAGGAGCCAAGAUUGGCUGGAGAAAUGACACCUUCUAUGGCAGAAAAGGAACAAAACCCUAAGAUAUUGCUCAAAAUGAAGUUUUCAGAUCGUUUUAAUUCAAAUGUUCAGUAUAGGAGAUAUACCAUUGAAGAGAUUCAGAAGGCGACUGAUAAUUUUUCAGAUGCCUUAAUGAUUGGGGAGGGAGGAUACGGACCUGUUUACAAAGGUAACCUUGAUCAUACUGUUGUUGCAAUCAAGAUUCUUCGAUCUGAUCCAACUCAAGGAAUGAAACAAUUUCAUCAAGAGGUGGAGAUUCUGAGCUGCAUUCGCCAUCCAAAUGUGGUCCUCCUCAUGGGUGCAUGCCCAGAAUACGGAUCUCUCGUGUAUGAACACAUGGCCAAUGGCAGCCUUGAAGACCGUCUUUUCUGCAAAAACAACACUCCACCACUCUCUUGGCAUCUCCGUUUCAAGAUUGCAGCAGAGAUAGCCACUGGCCUGCUCUUCCUCCACCAGACUAAGCCCGAGCCCCUUGUUCAUCGUGAUCUCAAGCCUGGCAAUAUUCUUCUUGACCAGAAAUUUGUUAGCAAGAUUGCAGAUGUUGGCCUUGCACGCCUUAUUCCUCCUGCUUCUGCAGGCUCAGUCACUACACAAUAUUGCAUGACUUCUGCAGCUGGAACUCUCUGUUACAUUGACCCUGAGUACCAGACAACCGGAUUGCUCAGCGUUAAAUCUGAUAUCUAUGCCCUUGGAAUCAUCCUUCUACAGCUGAUCACUGCACGACCACCCAUGGGGCUUGCACAUAAUGUCGACAACGCUUUGGAGAACAGAAUGCUGGGCAAGCUAUUGGAUCCUAAUGUGCCAGACUGGCCAAUGGAUGAUACAGUGAAGCUUGCACGGUUAGCUCUGAAGUGUGCCGAGCUUCGGCGCAAAGAUCGGCCAGAUUUAGCUAAUGUUAUAUUACCAGAGCUGAAUCAAUUGAGAGCAUUGGCUGCAUCGGCAGAGGAUGCCUUCAGGAGUAACUAUUAGCCAUGGUAUGGAAUGUUCAGGUUACCAUGUUGAAAUUUUCCACUCGUUUCUGUGCUUCAUAUCAUGAAAUAGAAUGAAGUACUGUUUCUAUUUUCUUUAUGUAAUUUAGAACUGCCUUUCUUUCUUUUCGAAUGAUUUUUUUUUUUUUCAUGGAGACUACAGUCUUCUGUUUAUAUGUACUAUGACAACCAAGAGCCCAUUCUUUGAUGGAUAAACAUCACCGAAAAGU
Molecule: messenger RNA, 2626 nt
Organism: Elaeis guineensis (African oil palm)
Lineage: Eukaryota; Viridiplantae; Streptophyta; Magnoliopsida; Arecales; Arecaceae
Product: U-box domain-containing protein 52
Biological process (GO): protein phosphorylation
Molecular function (GO): ATP binding; protein kinase activity
Source: RefSeq, a predicted model, not a curated record